CUUGAGCUAACCGACGCAGUGGUUGUGACAGACGGUGUAUUUUGUGUACGUUUUAAGUUUUAACUCGAAAUUAAGUGUAUUUUUUAAUAUUGUGUUCUUGUUUUUUUUUUGUCUGAAAAAGAAAAUUGUUUCGUGUUUUUUAACAAAAGUAUUUAAUUUAUUACUACUACUAACUACUACUAUAAAACAAAAUGCCAGCUAACAAGCCCUACCAAAGACCAAAGGAUUUUGCUGAUCCUGGUAAACAAUCAAAAUGUACCUGGAAAUUGGGUACAACUGAAAAGGGUCCCCACACCAAGAGAUCAAUCAACCACCCCACCAAGCUGACCCCAGAUGUUUUGCACGCCAUUGGCUGUACUCCUUUGAUUAAAUUGAAUAGUAUUCCUAAAUCCGAGGGUAUUAAGUGUGAGAUGUAUGCUAAAUGUGAAUUCCUUAAUCCCGGCGGUUCCAUUAAAGAUCGUAUUGGUUUCCGCAUGGUAUUGGAUGCCGAAGAAAAGGGUCUCUUGAAGCCCGGCUGCACCAUUAUUGAACCUACUUCCGGUAAUACCGGUAUUGGUUUGGCCAUGGCUUGUGCCGUUAAAGGCUACAAUUGCUUAAUUGUUAUGCCCGAGAAAAUGUCAAACGAGAAAGUUUAUGCCCUACGCGCUUUGGGUGCUAAAAUUAUUCGUACCCCUACUGAGGCUGCUUAUGACUCACCUGAAGGUUUGAUUUGUGUGGCUCAACGUUUGCAAAAGGAAAUACCCAACUCGAUUGUGCUCAAUCAGUAUACCAAUCCUGGUAAUCCUUUGGCUCACUACGACGGCACAGCUGCUGAAAUUUUGUGGCAAACCGACAAUCAAGUUGAUAUGGUUGUAUGCACUGCUGGUACUGGUGGCACCAUUUCCGGUAUUGCUCGCAAAAUCAAAGAAGAAUUGCCCACAUGUCAGGUUGUAGGUGUCGAUCCCUUCGGCUCCGUCUUAGCCCGUCCUGAAUCCAUGAACACCCAGAAAGUGAGCUUCUUCGAAGUGGAGGGUAUUGGUUAUGACUUUGUACCCACUGUUUUGGAUCAUUCAGUUAUUGAUUACUGGACUAAGAUCACCGAUCAGGAUUGUUUCACCAUGGCCAGACGCUUGCAAGCCGAAGAAGCUUUAUUGUGUGGUGGCUCCAGUGGUGGUGCCAUGCGUGGCGCCUUAAAUGCCGCCAAGUCCUUGAAAGAAGGACAGAAGUGCGUUGUCAUCUUGCCCGAUGGCAUUCGUAAUUAUAUGACGAAAUUUGUCUCCGACAAUUGGAUGGAAGCACGUGACUUCAAAGAUGUUGUUAACGAGCACAAUCACUGGUGGUGGGAUGUUUCAGUAGCUGAUUUGAAAUUGCCAGCGCCCGUUACCAUCAAAUCGAAUACCACAUUCGGCGAGGCUAUUAAGAUCAUGAAAGAACACAAAUUACAACAAAUCGCUAUUUUGGAUGAAGAGGAUAGCUCUUUGGUGGGUACUGUGGGCGAAGAAACUUUGCUUACCCAAAUUGUCAGCAUGAACCGCAAGUUGGAUGAACCUGUUGUUAAGGCUGCUGCCAAGCGUGUGAUUCGCGUACCUUCUAAUGGUAUUUUAGGAAAAUUGAUUCGUGUCUUGGAAGUCGAUCCUUGUGUUGUUAUUGUCGAUGUUGAAAAUGGUAAGGAAGUUUUAAAGGCUGUAGCUACUAAAUCCGAUGUUAUGCCUUUCAUUGCUGCUGGCCCAUCUAAAGCAACCAAUGGCACUAAUGGUACCAAUGGCAACAGCCAUUAAAUUAUUUAUACAUAAAAUAUUUUACUUAUAAAAUAACUUGCAAUAUUUAACUAAAACUAUAAUUAAAAAUUAUAAUAAAUAAGUAAAUAAAUGACAAUUUUUAUUAAGUUAAA
Molecule: messenger RNA, 1870 nt
Organism: Calliphora vicina (urban bluebottle blowfly)
Lineage: Eukaryota; Metazoa; Arthropoda; Insecta; Diptera; Calliphoridae
Gene: Cbs
Product: Cystathionine beta-synthase
Exons: 6
Coding region: 192-1757 (521 amino acids)
Cellular component (GO): cytoplasm
Molecular function (GO): cystathionine beta-synthase activity
Source: RefSeq, a predicted model, not a curated record